Molecule: messenger RNA, 456 nt
Organism: Ceutorhynchus assimilis (cabbage seed weevil)
Lineage: Eukaryota; Metazoa; Arthropoda; Insecta; Coleoptera; Curculionidae
Source: the annotation of a GenBank genome assembly
AUGGCUCCUAGGAAAGGAAAAGUCCAAAAGGAAGAAGUCCAAGUGUCUUUGGGACCCCAAGUACGUGAAGGCGAAAUAGUUUUUGGUGUCGCUCACAUCUUUGCCAGUUUCAAUGACACAUUCGUACAUGUUACCGAUUUGUCUGGAAGAGAAACCAUUUCCAGAGUCACUGGAGGCAUGAAAGUAAAAGCCGAUCGUGACGAAGCUUCUCCCUAUGCUGCUAUGUUAGCUGCCCAAGAUGUAGCUGAAAAAUGCAAAACUCUUGGAAUCACAGCUCUUCACAUUAAAUUGAGAGCAACUGGUGGAAACAAGACCAAAACUCCAGGACCCGGAGCCCAGAGCGCUCUCAGGGCUUUGGCUCGUUCCAACAUGAAAAUUGGCCGUAUUGAAGACGUUACUCCAAUUCCAUCUGACUCCACUCGCAGGAAGGGAGGUCGCCGUGGUCGCAGAUUGUAA